AUGGGUGUUGAGGAAGGCGAAGCCCCUCGCACUACUACGACACCACCACCUCUGAGCUCACAGCUGCAAUCUUCCUCCCUCACAAUUACCGCCGAGAAGCGAGAUGUCUUCCCUCAGUUUCUCAAGGGGAAGCGAGUCUUGUUGGCCACUGAGUCCCUCGGGCCCGUGAAUGGAGUAAGUCGCACCACUCUGAUGCUGAUCGAGUACCUGAGGAAGAAUGGCGUCCAACUCGCCAUCGUGGCUCCUCACUCUAGACAGUCAAGGCUCAAGCCCGCCACGGGAGCCGGCCUAACAGAGUUUCGAUUGCCAGGUUACGAGCUCCCUUACAAUCCUGACCUGACCGUGGUCUACCCGUUCCAGCUUGAUGAGGUCUACAAGCACACCUUCAAGCCUGAUAUUGUAUACUUGGCCAGCCCGGCGUCCACUGGCUUCCAGAUGCUCUUCCAGAUCCGACAGUUGCAAGAUCCACCUGUGGUUCUCCUCAACUUCCAGACAGAUCUGUCGGCAUACAGUGAGAUUCUGUUCCCCGGACCUGUUGCCCGCUUUUCCGUCUGGCUGCUUGGAGUUGUGCAAGGUUUCUUGUUCAACCAUCGCUCUGUUCACACCAUCUUUUACCCCUCAUCCGGUGUCCGUCGGUAUCUUGAGAAGGCAGGCGCUCCCAGCAACAAGAUGGUCAGGCUGGGCCGAGGAGUCGACACAAGGUUAUUCGACCCUUCUUGCCGGGAUGGGGGAUACCGUAAAGAACUGGCGCCGAAUGGAGAGAUGAUAUUAGUAUGCGUCUGUCGACUAGCACCGGAGAAAGGUUUCCAAUUCCUGGCACAGGUUGCCAUACGACUAGCCAGAGACGGAUUUCCUUUCAAGUUGCUCAUUGUGGGAGGAAAUAUGAGCGCCGAGGUUGAGGACCAAGUGCAUCACCUGUUUGAUGCCGUGAAGGAGCACGUUGUAUUCACGGGGUUCCGCACCGGUGUCGAUCUUGCGCGAGCAUACGCCACCGGCGAUGUCUUCCUCCAUUGCUCCAUCACAGAGACCUUUGGCCUGGUGGUUCUGGAAGCGAUGGCCAGUGGCCUUCCCGUGAUCGCGCGUGACGAGGGAGGUCCUUCCGACAUCGUCAUCGACUCAGAGACGGGCUAUUUGGUUCCUCCGUACGACCUUGAGCAGUAUAUCGCUCUCAUCAAGCGCCUCCGGUCCGAUAAGAAGCUGCACUCGAACAUGGCGGUUGCUGCUCGCCGAUAUACGUGCGACGUCACGUGGGAGAAGAUCAACCAGAGAGUAGCCUGGCAAAUGACCGACGGACUCCGACAACACCUCCAAAUCAGGCAGCGGAGAAGGCCUAUCCGCAACUUCAUCGUCGCAAGAUAUCAGGGUGUCCGCGAUGGCCUUGUCAUUCCAGCAAUCGUCCAGAUCAGACUAUACCUGGCAGCCAUGGUCGUGUACAUCAUCUGGUUCCUGACGGCCUUCGUUCUGCUCUGCUACGGACACAGGGUCUUUUCGAGAGCAGCGCAACUUCUCCGAAACCCGCCGCUCGUCCUCCGGCGGGUACAAUAUCGUGCUCUGCCCGCCCUAAAACAUGGUAUCAGGGAGACUGUCAAGGGGUUGACCUCAGGAUGA
Molecule: messenger RNA, 1608 nt
Organism: Cladophialophora yegresii CBS 114405
Lineage: Eukaryota; Fungi; Ascomycota; Eurotiomycetes; Chaetothyriales; Herpotrichiellaceae
Exons: 1
Coding region: 1-1608 (535 amino acids)
Molecular function (GO): glycosyltransferase activity
Source: RefSeq, a predicted model, not a curated record